AUGGGUGUAUACGGAGGCUUAGGACCAAUGACCAAUGCAGUUCUUUGGGUUGAAGUGGUGAUAUUUACCCUCUUCGUGGUACUAAGACUGUACACACGAAAGAAGCUUUUGAAUUCCGUGGGAAUCGAUGACUAUUUGGUCUGUUUUGCACUGGUGCUCCACAUACUCUAUACAGUCUUCGUCACCAUAGCCACGCGUUAUGGCCUCGGACAAUUGUAUGCGACCGUUGGAGAUGCAGAAACGUACUUUACCGCCGUGAAAUAUGAGCUCUUCAGCCAGGUAGCUGGUCUCAUGGUCAUUGGCGUCGGCAAAGCAGCUGUUGGAAUGUUUUUGCUUCGGAUUGUGCGAAAUAAGAUACACAUUUGGGUGAUUUGGGUUUGUUUGUUUAUCACAGCUGUUCUGACGCUAUUCGCGAGUAUCACGGUCAUUGUUCAGUGUGUGCCGGUUCAGAAAAGCUGGAAUCCAUCUACCCCUGGAAAUUGCUGGCUCAAUUUCUCUAAUGUCGGGUAUACCGUCGGAUCGUGGUUUGUAGCUGCAGAUCUCUCCUUCGCCAUUCUUCCAUGGUUCGUGGUCUGGGAUUUGAACAUGAAGCAAAAGGAGAAGAUCACUGUCGCUUGUGGUCUCAGUCUUGGAGUAUUCGCUGGAGUAUGUGGGAUCGUCCGCACCGUUGCCCUGUCAGGUCUCGAUGCCUCCGAAUACAUCUACGACACAGUUCCAAUGCUCAUCUGGUCCGCGACCGAAAGUUGUGUCACGAUAAUGUGCUCCACCAUCCCCGUCCUCAGACCUCUCUAUAUCCGCGUGCGAUACGGCAAAGACGGCAAAGACGGAUCGUCUGGCGACAAUUCAUACAAUUUUCCCAUGUACGGAAGUGGUCGAAAGUACAGCAGCAGCAGACACUACGGCCAGGUUUCGAAGUCUGCUGGUGACUCCUCUGUCAUUGAGCCCAAAGGAUUCACCGAUCAGACGAAUGCUAUUCAGCAUACUACCAGCAAUACGAGCGAUGAGACUAUUCUUCGGGGCGCUGCUGGGAUUGAGCGGACAGAUGAGAUUUCUGUGAGUUAUGAGACCUUUGGCAGGAAGGUCUAG
Messenger RNA from Penicillium malachiteum, 1086 nucleotides. RefSeq lists its product as uncharacterized. The record is from RefSeq and is a predicted model, not a curated record. The transcript has 5 exons. NCBI's taxonomy places the organism in Eukaryota, Fungi, Ascomycota, Eurotiomycetes, Eurotiales, Aspergillaceae. The coding region runs from base 1 to 1086 and encodes 361 amino acids.